Messenger RNA from Eucalyptus grandis, 490 nucleotides. Its product is annotated as stress-response A/B barrel domain-containing protein HS1. NCBI's taxonomy places the organism in Eukaryota, Viridiplantae, Streptophyta, Magnoliopsida, Myrtales, Myrtaceae. The transcript has 2 exons. Bases 40 to 369 code for a protein of 109 amino acids. The record is from RefSeq and is a predicted model, not a curated record. Gene Ontology annotation, biological process: pollen tube adhesion.
UUCGACAGGAAUUUUGAACUUUGGAGUAGGAAACUAGCAAUGGAGGAAGCGAAGGGAUUGGCGAAGCGCGUGCUCCUUGUCAAGUUCAAAGACGGUACCCCACCUGCCCGACUCGAGGAAAUCCUCAAGAAUUACGCCAAUCUCGUCAACCUCGUCGAACCCUUGAAAUCUUGGCGCAUGGGAAAGAACGUGAGCUUCAUGAAUUUGGACCAGGGCUUCACGCACGUCUUCGAAUUAACGUUCGAGAGCGCUAAGGGAUUAGCAGAGUACGCGGAUCAUCCUGCUCACACCGAAUUCUCGAGCCAGUGCCGUCCUUAUCUUGAUAAAUUCGUGGUCAUCAACUACGAGCCGACCGUCUUCUGUACCUGAAUCACCUUCUUACUGUGAUAUCGGCCAAUGUCAUGUUUGAAUAACGCAGGCCAAUGUCAUGUUUGAAUAAAAGGUUUGUUAUGUAUGACUAAACUGAAGAUCAAGGUGCCGUUAUAUCGAA